AUGCCUCGCUACUCAAUGACCAACUUCGCCUUCAACAUCAGGUUUGUUGAUCCGUCUGGCCGUUCCCGACGUGUCUUGGGCCAUGGCAACCCAGGCAAUCUGUUCUUGGACUUCCAAGAUCUUGACCGCUUUGGAGCUGAGAUUCUGCCCAGCUCAGACGAUGACAGCUCGGUGGAAGAAGUCGCCCCACCAGCCGCAGCCGCAGCCGAAACCCCACGUGUCAAGACCCAGACCAAGACCAAGACCAACAACAACAACUGCAAGAGUGAUGUGGUGGAGCUUCUCAACAGCAGUGCAUCAAGCAGCGGAACAAGCACCAACAUCGACGAUCUUUCUGCCAUCGUGACACCUGAGGAAGAGCAAGUAGAAGAAGAAGUAAUUGAGAAAAAGGUUGAAUUCAUUGGGACGCGACUCGAUCGCAGCGUGAAGAUGACUCUGACACCAGCUCGGACUACUCAGUUGCUCACGGUUUCUCUCAGGAAGCUCUCUUGGCCCCUACCCCCACUGCUCCCAGCCGUCGCAGUCGUCGUGUUGCUUCUCGCCGUCGUUGAUUUCUCCAUUGUGUUAUCAGAGAGUGGAGAUAGGAUCGAUCUGUUUGUUGUGGUGGUGGCAACGAAGGUGCUUUAUCGAAGGCGCUUUAUUGAUGCGUCCGGUCGUUUGCUGUCGCGUGCACCUACCCGCGAUCCUUCUUCAAUCCCAGUUUCAUGCCUUUAUUUCUUUCAAUAA
Molecule: messenger RNA, 726 nt
Organism: Seminavis robusta
Lineage: Eukaryota; Bacillariophyta; Bacillariophyceae; Naviculales; Naviculaceae
Source: the annotation of a GenBank genome assembly